Messenger RNA from Python bivittatus (Burmese python), 600 nucleotides. The record is from RefSeq and is a predicted model, not a curated record. Lineage: Eukaryota; Metazoa; Chordata; Lepidosauria; Squamata; Pythonidae.
AUGGGCUGUGCUGGGGUCCCCCUGCUGCUGGUGCUGCUGGUGGGGGUGCUGUCGUGGAUCCCUGGAAGCGAAGGGGGUCAGGAGCCCCCUGUCCAAUGGAAGUCCGACUGCCACUUCUUCAACGGGACGCAGCAGGUGCGAUUCCUGUUCAGGUACUUCUACGACCGGCAGGAGUUUGUCUGCUUCGACAGCGACGUCGGGAAGUUCGUGGCCGUCACCCCGCUGGGGCAGCUCUCGGCCGACUAUUGGAACAGCCGCCAGGACUAUCUGCAGGACAAGAGGGCUGAAGUGGAUCGCUUCUGCCGGCACAACUACGAGGUGGCCAAGACGGGGCUUGUGGUUGGCCGGAGAGCCAAGCCCACCGUCACCAUCUCCCCCACCAAGACGGACCCCGGUUCCCCCAACACCAUCCUCCUCUGCACCGCGACCGGCUUCUACCCCCUGGAGAUCGACGUCCAGUGGCUGAAGAACGGGCGGCCGGAGAAGGAGGGCGUCGCCUUCGGGGAGGAGCUCCAGAGCGGGGACUGGACCUACCAGCUCCAGGUGCUUCUGGAGACCCAUCCCCAGCGUGGGGACGUCUACGCUUGCGAGGUGGGGCAC